AUGGACCCCUCAGAGAAGUCCCCCCGAGGGAAAUCGCCCCCCCUGGAAGGGGAGCACUCCGCAGAGGAAGAAAAUAAAAUUCUCCCGAUGGACCAAAAUGAAUACAAAAUUGUAAGUCAAAAGGGGAAGAAGAAGAGGAAGGAAAAAAAAAAAAAACAAAGCGGUGAUGAAGAUGCCAUCCAAAAGUAUGGAGAGGAAAAAAUCGCUCUAUUCGAAAACAACGAAAUUGUCGAAUAUGACGCGAAGAACUUCAGGACAGGAAAGGACAAUCACAUUGUCUUGUUGGAAGAGGAUUACUUAAAUGUGCUGGAGUUUUUAAUUGAAAAAAAGUUUUUUCCUGAUUUACACAAAUAUAAGGAUGAUGGAGCCAUUUCGGAGAAGACUCAAAAGGAUGCCCAUGAUUUUACUCCAGAUGGAAGAAGCACCAUGUUCUCCAACUAUCAAGGAUACUCACCUGAGCAAGGCACCACUGUGGAAGUAGAUCACGCGGGGAGAAGAGGCAGUAGGAAAAUGGGUAGUCCUAUAUCUCCAAGUGGUAACCCGGAUGGGGGCUUUUACUCCUGCCCAGAGGAACAUAACAAUCUGGAGAUGUUAUACCCAACGGAUCAGUGCAGCGAGAGGAAUGUAGACCCCUUCGAGGAGGGGAGGAAUGACAAGGCACUCUGCCUCCAAGAAAAAAACUACAAAUUAGUGACUCUAGCGAAUGGAAAAAAACACAAAAUUGAUCUGAACAUAAAUUUGAGCGACUUCCAGAAGAAGUACACCUCGGAGGAUAACAAAUCAUUUGAGUACCUCUUAAGGAGCAUGAAAAAUAAGAAUGUGGAUAGGAAUAUGUACUCGCUGAUGAAGAGAAAGGAACACAAUAAAAAAGUAGACUACAUCGAAGAGUGCACAAGGAAAGGAAUAAAUUGUCAUCAGAUCAAUACCAACAGGUCGGAAAAUGAAUUAAGUAGCAUGAUGUUUUCCUCCAGUUUAAAAGUUAGCUUGAUGGAUAAUUCUGCUGAGAGUAAGCUACAGAUAUGUCCCGACAAUACAAGAUUUUCGGAGGAAUAUAAUGAGGACAUGAAGAGGCAGAUAAAACAGUGUGCUCAGAAUAGGCAAUUAAAAAUGAUGGAAAAAAUGAAAGAAGACAAAGAGGAGCAGAUGGUACAGCAGGGGAAAUUCAACUUACUGGAAAGGAAUAACAGCUAUGAGUAUAUGCGUACUCCACUUAUACUGGCUGGGAAGGGUGUCGAUAAGAGUCCCAUCAUAACAUGGGGGGUCAUUGCCAGCAGCCCUAAGUUGGUGGAAAGUGAGGACGAGUGCAGUCUGGACGGCAGCAGCGGUGACAACUCCGAUAAUCCGUGCAAUAGCUCCAGGGUAAGAAGACGCACCGGAGAAGAAAACGACGAGGCCGAUUUCAAUCCUAAUGAGGAAUUUAACCUGCAACAAAUUAACCACCGUGAACUGAUUUCCGAGAAGCUGCAGAGUAAUAUGAAAGACAUCAAAUACAGCAAGGAAGCGUUAAAGAGAAAGAACCUCAGCUUGUUGAUACAGCGAAAUUGUAGCUCCCGCAUGUCGAUCACGUCCUAUAGAAAUUCAGUUCUGUCUAGGUACAGCCGGAAGCGACUCAGCGAGUUGGCGAUGAAAUCGUCGCUCGCGUCGCAAAUUUUGAAAAAGAAAAAGAGGUGA
Molecule: messenger RNA, 1671 nt
Organism: Plasmodium inui San Antonio 1
Lineage: Eukaryota; Apicomplexa; Aconoidasida; Haemosporida; Plasmodiidae
Exons: 1
Coding region: 1-1671 (556 amino acids)
Cellular component (GO): catalytic step 2 spliceosome
Source: RefSeq, a predicted model, not a curated record